Molecule: messenger RNA, 1265 nt
Organism: Chara braunii
Lineage: Eukaryota; Viridiplantae; Streptophyta; Charophyceae; Charales; Characeae
Source: the annotation of a GenBank genome assembly
GUAGUGAUGAUUCGCCAUCGCUACCCUUGGUCAUCCUGGUGUCCGCCUGGUCGUCCCGCCUAGGUGAUGGUGGAUCUCCCACCAGGUACAUCAGGAGAUGGUACGUCAAUGUGAGGUGCAUAUCUUUUGGAUAUGACGGUGCAUUCCCGAAAUGGAGUUGGUAGGGGAGCUACAACGGGGAGCUAACGAAUGGCUAAGAACCUUGGAGAAGGGGUGCAGGCGGUUACAGAUGAUGGUGGGGGAGUUGUCUUCGCGGUCAAACGAGGAGCCAGAGGUCGAAGGGGGAGCGAUUUAUCUGGCUGAAUGGUUGAAAGAUAUGACCAAAGACAUGCUAAAUAUUAUCUGGAUGCUGGAGGAGAGGCCGGAUCCCCAACUUGAAGCUUGUAUCGAUUGGAGGAAGGUUGAUGGCAUGAUGUCCGCUUGCUAUGUCCUCUUCACUGAGGGUCGCAACCUGUGUUGUAUGCUUGAGGAGCGGUUGGAGGGCGAUAACGAUAUGGAGGAUGAGGUCUGCCAGGAGGAUGGAGCGAACGAAGAUUAUGAAAACCCCGGCUUCAGCAUCAACAACAACAAUAACAACAACAACAAUGACAACAACAACAACAACAACAACAACAACAACAACAACGUCGACAACAACGGCCACAACGACAACGACAACAUUGACAACAACAACUACAAUGAUGACAUCAACAACAACGUCAUCAUCAAUAGCUUUAAUGAAGACAGCGCGGUUGUGGGUGACGGUAAAUGCGUCAAUAAGGACAAUAACAACAACAACAACAACAAAGACAUCAACAGUGGGACUGGCAGCAGUGACCGUGCACUCAUUUUCACUAGUGAGAUGUCGGGUUCUGACGUGGACAGUGGGAAGGGGAUUGGGACUGAAACAAAGUGGGGUUAUGUCCUCCCCCCCUUCAAUCUCGAUAUGGAAUUGCUUAUUGUUGUCCGGUUCAAGGCGGCGGUAGGAUAGUCGAAGGAGAUUGAAAUUGUUCGACCCGCAACUUCAAUUGAGAAGGGCGAUCUGCCUCUGCUCGGCAUCAUAACGAAAAUAUGACUGGUUAGGGUUUCCCCCUCGGAUCUAAUAAUUUGAUUGCUUAACAUAAGAUAGAUGCCCCCAAGGGGAGGCGGGUAGUUUAGGGUUUCAUGUUUUGCUUUGACCUCCUUGUUGGGGGAUUGAUGAAUAGUUGUUUCGUUAGGAUAAUGCUUCAUGGGCUGUAGUUCAAUCCUUCCCUUACCUAGGGAAGUAAUCAAUGCCUCAAGUUUUU